This is a messenger RNA of Spinacia oleracea (spinach), 1670 nucleotides long. RefSeq names its product U-box domain-containing protein 26. The record is from RefSeq and is a predicted model, not a curated record. Lineage: Eukaryota; Viridiplantae; Streptophyta; Magnoliopsida; Caryophyllales; Amaranthaceae. Gene Ontology annotation, molecular function: ubiquitin protein ligase activity. The transcript has a single exon. The coding region runs from base 80 to 1357 and encodes 425 amino acids. Gene Ontology annotation, biological process: protein ubiquitination.
AAUAUUUCCGUUUCCCAUUUUUGGUCUUUCUCCCAUUACCCAAUUUCCAGUUUUCCCGAUUCCUAUUCUUUUUUUCGCGAUGAGAGAAAAAAGAAUUCCGGCAAUGGUUCCGCUUGAGCCGUUAGACGCUGCCGGAAUUCAAAUCCCAUAUUAUUUUCGGUGUCCAAUUUCGCUUGAAUUGAUGCAAGACCCGGUUACCGUUUGUACGGGUCAAACCUACGACCGUUCGAGUAUUGAGGCCUGGGUAGCUACCGGGAAUAUUACGUGUCCGGUCACCCGGGUCCCACUUGCCGAUUUUUCGCUUAUUCCUAAUCAUACACUCCGCCGUCUUAUUCAAGAGUGGUGCGUUUCGAAUCGGUCUUUCGGCGUUGAGAGAAUUCCAACACCGAAACAACCGGCUGAUCCGUCGUUAAUCAGGUCUUUGUUAAACCAGGCUACUUCCGUUUCCAACCCGGUUCACAAUCGAAUUGCCGCGUUGAGACGACUCAGGGGUUUCGCUCGUGACUCGGAGAAGAAUCGGUCUUUAAUUGCCACACUCAACGCUAGGGACGCACUCGUCUCCGUGUUGUUCAACUCAGAUGAGUUCGAGUCGUCCGAGUUGAAACACGAAUCGCUCGCCCUCCUCGCCAUCUUCCCUCCAUCGGAUGCCGUUUGCACGUCGAUUGCAUCCGACCCCGACCGAGUUGGUUACUUGGUAAGUCUAUUGUUCCACCCAUCUUCCAUCGAUGUCCGAGUCAACUCGGCCGCUUUGAUUGAGUCGGUGAUAGCUGGAACCAAGUCGGCAGAUCUCAGAUCAUUUAUCUGCACCUCCGACGAAAUAUACGUUGGAGUCAUCUCGAUUCUCACAAACCCGAUACCUUCCCCACGCGCGUUGAAAAUCGGGGUGAAGACGCUCUUCGCCCUUUGUUUAAGCAAGCAGCACCGCCACAAGGCAGUUUCCGCAGGUGCAGUGAACGCGCUAAUAACGCGCCUUACCGAGCUUGACAAGUGUGACUGUGAGCGCGCACUUGCUACCGUGGAACUCCUUUGUAGAAUCCCACAGGGGUGUUCCGCAUUCGGGGCCCACGCGCUUACCGUCCCACUAUUAGUUAAAACUAUCCUUAAAAUAUCUGACAGGGCGACGGAAUACGCCGCUGGCGCGUUGUUAGCACUCGCCUCCACUUCGGAGAAGUUGCAAAGGGAGGCGGUCAACGCAGGAGUCUUGACUCAAUUGUUGUUGUUGGUACAAAGCGACUGUACUGAACGCGCUAAAAGGAAGGCACAGAUGUUGUUGAAGUUGCUCCGUGAUUCUUGGCCAGACGAUAGUAUUGGGAAUUACUCUGAUGAUUUUAACUGCAGCGACGUCGUUCCGUUUUGAAAUUGAGAAUUUUUUUUUUCCUUUUUGGAGGGAGGAUUUUUUUAGACAUUUGAUUAUUAUUUUGAUUUAAUUGAUUAGGAGUUAUUUUAAUUAUAGGAUUGAUGGAGGAUAGAAAAAAAAUAUUGGAAGAGAAUUUAGUAGAUUUAUUAGAUAUUUGUAGGGGAUGGUACAGAUGUGGUUUUUAAUUUUCGUGUAUGUAAUUUUAUUUUUCCAAUUCUAGAAAAAAAAAUUGUAUCUAUUGCAUUUUUUGUUAUUUUAAAAAAGUAUUAAGGUCACCUAAUACAAAAGGUUUCGAAAGAAUUAUGUAUUCAAA